Messenger RNA from Strongylocentrotus purpuratus (purple sea urchin), 1206 nucleotides. RefSeq lists its product as uncharacterized. The transcript has 5 exons. The record is from RefSeq and is a predicted model, not a curated record. Bases 1 to 1206 code for a protein of 401 amino acids. Lineage: Eukaryota; Metazoa; Echinodermata; Echinoidea; Camarodonta; Strongylocentrotidae.
AUGCAAUUUCAACAGAUAGGGAAAGUGUGUAUUGAGGGUUUUGAUCUACGUGAGAAUGACCCAACAUCAUCACGUGACCUAGCCAGGUUUCUAUGUUUCCUGCCUUGUCUCACCGACCUGACGAUAAAGGACUCUGACGGUCAAUACAUGAAUCUUUUCCUUCUUGAUGAUUUCUACCAUGAACUUGCUCGUCAGGCCUCAUCCUCAAAGAUAGAGAAGAUGUGUAUUGAGGGUUGUGAUCUACGUGAGAAUAAUCCAUCAGCAUUGCGUGACCUAGCCAGGUUUCUAGGUCUACUGCCUUGUCUUACCGACCUGACGAUACAGGACUCUGACGGUGAAUACAUGAAUCUUUUCCUUCUAGAUGAUUUCUACCAUGAACUUGCUCGUCAGGCCUCAUCCUCACAGAACCAUUUCUUUAACAAGAAGCUACAUUUAGAUGAAAGGUUUGAAGAGUUGAAGGAAAAAGAUCUUAAACAACAAAUCGAAUACAUCAGACAUCUUGUUCACCCCACGCUGUCAGAGAAAACAUCCCGUCCAACUAGUAGAGCCCACGAACCUCUGUCGUCACACCAAGGAUCCGUGCAUCAACAGAUAGAAUACACACCCUUCGUCACUCCACCAGGGUGUCCCCAACUUUGUGAAACGUCGCAACAAGAGUAUAUUUCAGAUCAGAAGGCAGGAACUGUGGCAGAGUCCGACCACAGCAAGAUUGAAUCGGACGAAUUGACAACACAUCUUGUCAAGGAAUUCGAUCGAUUCUUUCAGACCUAUGUAGCAUCUCAAGUGAACUCGCAAGGACUAGAGACCAAUCAUUUUAGAGAGGACAUUGCAAUAAACAACUCUUCCUUUUCGUCGGACCUUCCCAAUAGUAGUACCACUUCAAUUCCUGGAACAAAUAUCAGAGGCCACCGUACUGGCUUCAAACCCACAUACGAACUUGAUAACUACGACUUGGAUGUUCCAUCCACCAGCGGUGUGAAUGCACAAAGUGGCAAAAUAUCUGAAGGCCUGUCUGCAGUAACGCCAGGUCACCUACAACCAAGUGAGGAAGACAUCCAAAAUAAUCCUGAGCCUGACUCUACCGAUGAAGAUGACACAGCACGAGGGGACAAUCAAUCAAAGAGCCAUGAUUCCGAGGAUAACAUUCUGGAUGGACCUCCAAGGAAGAGAAAAAAGAAGACAAACCGACAGACGCCACCUUUUUGA